Monopterus albus (swamp eel) is the source of this 1344-nucleotide messenger RNA. RefSeq names its product bladder cancer associated protein (gene blcap). The transcript has a single exon. The record is from RefSeq and is a predicted model, not a curated record. Bases 220 to 483 code for a protein of 87 amino acids. Lineage: Eukaryota; Metazoa; Chordata; Actinopteri; Synbranchiformes; Synbranchidae.
UUUCCCCUCUGUAUCUGCAGGGAUGACCUGACAACAGCAACAUCUGGCAUCUUUGACCUGUUCCUGCAUCAUCCCAGUUCUGUUGGAUAGGACCACUUUCCCACAUUGUAACACCUGCUAAGGGCUGUCGUCCCCCUACCCCGAUCCUUCAAACACCCUUUGAUUGAACUGCACCACUUCCACAGAGACUCUUUGUCAGCCUCAUUCAGAUAAGAUACCAUGUACUGCCUACAGUGGCUCCUCCCCGUGCUGCUCAUCCCCAAGCCAUUGAACCCGGCGCUGUGGUUCAACCACUCCAUGUUCAUGGGCUUCUACCUGCUCAGCUUCCUGCUGGAGAGGAAGCCCUGCACCAUCUGUGCCUUGCUCUUCCUGGCUGCCCUUUUCCUCAUUUGCUAUAGUUGCUGGGGCAACUGCUUCCUCUACCACUGCCAGGACGCCACACUGCCGGAUGCUGCCCAUGACCCAGCCAUUGUCGGGACCUAGGGGGCGAAGAGUGGAGAGACAUCGAAGAGGGGGAUGGGUGGGUGUGACAGGUGAUGACAUAUCGCUGGAGAAUCACUGUAGAAUGAUACUGCCAUGCUGUAAGAGGGGAGGGAGUGCUGAAAGACGCUUUGAGGGAGAAUACAGAGAACACUUGGCCAGAGGCGGUCCUGAGAAGGGGAAGAGCCGGGGAGCUGGUUUGUCAUGCUGUAAACAAAGACGGGCUCAGAUUUCAGGUGGUGAGAGGAGAGGAGCAAAAUGCUGAGGAGACUGUGUGAAUUUGAGGAAAGAAGACUUCCAGCUUCCAUUCCAGAACUUGAAUGAAAACUAGACAAUAUAAAUCACUAGAGGUAACAUCAAUCUAAUGUGGCCGCUGGCUUUCAGUAUUCUGGCUCAUUUCUGACUGACUUGUUUACUUCAGUCAGAGAGAUUUGUCUUUGUAAAAUGAAAAUAUUCUCUGUCUCAAACUGCCAAAAUUCACCUAACCCACUGAAAUCUGUAGACAGUUCCACCGGCAGCCGAGCUUGCUCGUCACUCGACUUUGUACGCCAGCUAUACGUUUGCUACUUGAGCAAUCAGUCUGAACAAACUGUCACCACAUUGGCUUCGUACACAUCACGCCGUGCUCAGACAAUGAAACGCACAGACAUGGGACAAUCAAUAGAUAUGCUGUGAAUAAUUCCCCCUUUGCUGCAUGGCCACACAAACACACCUCCGAAGGUGGUGCGUUGUUACCCACUGUGCUCUGCAGCUGCUCCUCGUCUUCCUCGUCUCUUCCUCUUCUCGCCUCAGACUGAAUGUCCCCGACCCUCAGACUCACAAUCUUAGUUUCCUCUUUAGCUUUUUUUUGUGCAUGGGUUGCUG